Molecule: messenger RNA, 663 nt
Organism: Phycodurus eques (leafy seadragon)
Lineage: Eukaryota; Metazoa; Chordata; Actinopteri; Syngnathiformes; Syngnathidae
Gene: cldn15la
Product: claudin 15-like a
Exons: 5
Coding region: 1-663 (220 amino acids)
Biological process (GO): cell adhesion; bicellular tight junction assembly
Cellular component (GO): plasma membrane; bicellular tight junction
Molecular function (GO): structural molecule activity
Source: RefSeq, a predicted model, not a curated record
AUGUCGACGGCGGUGGAGGCGACGGGCUUCGUGAUGUGCGCGAUCAGCUGGCUGGUGACGGGCGCGGCGCUGGCUAACGACUACUGGAAGAUUUCCACCGUGUCGGGCAGCGUCAUCAUCUCGCAGCGGCAGUUCGAGAACCUGUGGCACUCGUGCGCCGAGAACAGCGCCGGCAUCGCCGAAUGUCGAGACUUCGAGUCCUUGCUGUCGCUGCCCGGUCACGUUCAGGCGUGUCGCGCCCUGAUGAUCGUGUCGCUGCUGCUGGGUUUGGCGUCCAUGAUUGUUUCUCUGCUGGGACUCAAGUGCAUCAAGAUCGGAUCGGCCGGAGACGCCUCCAAGGCCAAGAUGGCCGUCGCCGGAGGCGUCCUGAGUAUGCUGGCCGGUCUCUGCUGCAUGACGGCGGCGUCGUGGUACGCCAGCAUGGUGGUGCAGGACUUCUACAACCCGCUCUACGUCGGCGUCAAGUUCGAGCUGGGCGUGGGCCUCUACCUGGCGUGGGGCGCCGCCAGCCUCUCGCUGCUGGGGGGCGGCUUGCUGUGCACCGCCUGCCGGAGGGCGUCGGCCGGCAAACAGAAAAGCGGUUUCUACGGCAACGGCCCACCGCCGAAGGUCUACAAGGCGGCGGCCAAGUCAGAGGCGGACGCGGCCAGAGCGUACGUGUGA